CUUGCAGUGAGACUUCCAGCCUCAGUUUCUAUCUGCGUAACACUCGAUACUCUCGAGAGGCGGUUCGUUCGUUAUAUUCUUCGGUGCGUGGCCUCACGUAUGUGCUCGAGAGCGUAGAAUAAACAGCGUUUUUUUUUCGAAUUUUAAACUUUGGAUCGCGCGAAAUGCAUCUGAAGGGGAUUUUCAAAGUUGUUUUCUUGUUGCUUGGAUUUGUCGCUUUAAACGUUCUGGCAUUGACGCACAUUCGCCAUCAUAGAAAAGGGAUAGAAACCAAGGAUAAUGAUUUAAAAAAGGUUCUGGCAUUGGCGCACGUUCAUCAUCGUAAAAAAGGAAUAGCAACCAAGGAGAAUGAUUUAAAAAACACUUUACAUGAAAGAAAAUUCGCUCUAAGGCAUCCCAGUAUUUUGGAUACUUCCUGUGCGCAUAUUACACCGCCAGUAAUAAAAUAUGGAGUUCUGCUAGAAAUAAAAACGCAAAAAAUUAAAAACCGAAAUUCCAUAUACUCCCUAUACAUGUUGGCUGAAUAUCGAUGUCAAGAUGGUACAAGACGCCACCUAUUUUGCAGCAGGAAAAGAUGGAGAGGCCGAAAAACGAUUUGCACAAGAAACUCAAUUGGACCAAAAUAUAUUCCGGAUUUCCCAGUAUAUUUAGGAAAAUGUUCGGAAGAACAGCAAAAGUCGUGCAAACAUUUUUGCGUUUUACUAAAUGGGGAACCAGUUUGUAGCUGUCCAUCUGGAUUUAAACAAACAGGAAAUAAUAAUUGUGCAGAUAUAAACGAAUGUGAAGAUCCUACAAUCGAGGCCAACUGCAAAUAUGGCUGCAUAAAUUACAACGGGUCCUAUCACUGCCUCGAAAACGACAAUCAACUCCUCUCUGAUGAACCCAGCAGAGAAGAAGAUGAGGAAUACGAAGAUGGCGAUGAUUAUGACGAUGGAGACUACGAUGAUGAAGAUUACGAUGAAGAAAGUAACGAUAACGAAGAAAAUAGAGAAGAUAACGAAACUAUCAAUACAAGUGUAAAUGAAGCUGAAGAUGGUAAAGAAAAUGGUAAUGCAGAAAAUAAUCAUUCUAUUGAUGAAAAUAGAAAAGAAUUAGAUAAGAAAAUAACCAAAGAAGACAAUGAUCUAGACAAAAUUUUAACAAGCGAAUUUGAUAAAGUAAAUGAAGAAAAAAUAGGUAAUACAAAAGAUAAUGAUAAAGAUUAUGAUGAAGAAUAUGAUGACAAAGAAGAAGCUGAUAAAGAAGAGUCGAAAGAAAGUGAUAAAACGUUAACAGAAACAGAUACAAUAGCUAAUGAAGUAAAGAAUAUAACCAAUAAAGAAACUACGAUUGAUUAUGAAGACGAAAAUAAAGAAUAUGUUGAUAAAAACGAAAUUAUCACUAACAAUAAAGUUGAAAUAAAUGAAAAAAAUACUAAAAUUAACAAUACUAAUGUAAAUUUUAUUCAAAAAAAUGAAGUAAUUGAAAAUAAUAAAAAUAAAGAAAUUUCUACUGAUGAAAACAAUACGAUUUCUAAAAAAUUCGACAUAAUUUACGACGAGGAAUAUGAUUAUGAUUACGAUUACAGCGAAAACCGUAAAAACAAUACGGUUUUUGGACAAAAACUGAUACCAACUUUUAACACUAACAUUCCUCAAAAAAUGGAUGAAAAAGAUAAAAAAAUAAAUGAAGUAUACGAUAAAAUGACAAUUGCUUAUAAUUAUAACAAAGAAACAGAAAAAAAUGAAGCAACAACAGUGCCAAAUAUUAGCUUGAGUACGACCUCAACUGAAGUAUACUUAAAAAUUAAUACCAAUACUAAUAUAACUGAUGCUAACACAAAUAAUAAUUCUUCUGUUGAAGAAGAUCCGAUUGCAUCUUCAACUACUGAGAAAACGAAUGAAAUAGCCUCCAACAAAAUACCAGAAGCUGCUAGCACGACCUCAACUGAAGUAUACUUAAAAAUUAAUAAUACUGAUGAAAUCAUUAAUAAUAUAACUGAUGCUAACAUAAAGAUUAAUUUUUCUGCUGAAGAUGAUCUAAUUGUAUCUUUAACAACUACAACUACUGAAGAAACUGAUAGAACAACCUUCCACAAAACAUCAGAUGCUGAUAACACGACCUCAGCUGAAGAAUACUUAAAAAUUAACAACAAUAAUGAAGAAAUCAUUAAUAAUAUAACUGAUGCUACAAUAAAGAAUAGUUUAUCUGUUGAAGAAGAUCCGAAUGUAUCUUCAACUAUUGCAACUACUGAGGAAACGAAUGAAAGAACAUUCAACAAAACAUCAGACGUUGAUGCUGAUUCCACAGUAGAUUAUGAUGAUGAUUAUGAUGAAUCUACAGAUUCUAUAUUGAGUACAACAUUAAAAGUUAGUACCACAACCGUUAAGACACAAAAUACAAUGGAACAUCUUUCUAUUAACGUUAUUCGAGACAAAAUUGAUGUAGUUGAAGAAAGUACAAAUGAUAUUUCAAAUAAUUUAUCACCUAUAAACAAUUUUCGUUCAAAAACAAAUAAUAAAAAUAUAACAGAUAUUGUAAACGAAUAUGAAGAAAGUUAUGAUGAUGAUGAUGAUUCUGAAGAAGAAAUGAUUACUAAUAAAGUAGAUAAAAAUAAAACUGCAUCAUUUGAUGAAAUUAGAAAUUCUGAAGAAAAAUUUUCGAAAAAUUUCGUGCAUACUGAUAUUUUCGCAACCAGCACUAGAAGAAUCGAUGAAUUAGACAAAAUUACCACUACAGAAGACAAUAAUUUUGAUAAAAAUAAUAUAGAUAGAAAAAGUUCAAAAGCUCCUAGUACAACCACUGUCAAUUACGAUGAAUAUGACUACGAUGGAGAAGAUUAUGAUUCUGAAAAAGAGGAAAGUACCGUGGUGGAUAAACAGGUGGAAAAAUGUGAAGAAGGCUAUAAAUUAAGCGAUAAAGGAGAAUGUUUAGAUAUCGACGAGUGCAUACCAGAAACCAAUCCAUGUUCCGACAUCUGCGAAAAUACAGCGGGAAGUUACACCUGCACGUGUCCGGCGGGAUUUAAACUAAAUUCGGCAGAUCCGCAUACCUGUCAAGAUAUAGACGAAUGUGAGACGUCACCGUGUUCGCAUUUGUGCAAAAAUAUACCGGGUUCUUACCGGUGCGAAUGUCCUCCAGGAUUGACUUUACAGAACAUGACGUGCGUCAAUUUGACGUGUUCCCAGGGACAAACUAGAGUCAACGGGGUUUUGCAGUGCACGUGCGCACCUGGAUUUCUGUUAGGUAACGACGGGCGAACUUGCGAAGACGUAGACGAAUGUUUGCUAGAACAAAGUUGCGCGCACAUAUGCACGAACGUCAUUGGUUCGUACGAAUGCAGCUGCAGAGAUGGUUACAAACUAGAAAGAGAAAGACUAUGUAUCGAUAUCGAUGAAUGUGCAGGUCUCAGUCAUGGUUGUCAUCAGCUCUGCGAAAAUUCGCCUGGUAGCUACAAAUGCAAGUGUGAAGAGGGGUACGAGUUUAAAAAUGGCUCCAAUACUUGUAUUGAUAUAGACGAGUGCGAUGAUGAAAGAGAUUUACAUGAAUGCAAUCAGCUUUGCAUCAAUUAUCACGGUGGAUACGAAUGUUCCUGCAAUCACGGCUACAAGCUAUCUUCCGAUGACGCUACAUGCGAAGACAUUGACGAAUGUCAAUUGGACAACGCGAACUGCACUCACAUCUGCGAAAAUUUACCAGGAUCGUACAACUGUAAAUGUGACGAAAACUACAUACUACAAGCAGACAAUCACACUUGUAGGAUAUCAGACCCUUGUUUAGAGGACAACGGUGGUUGUUCCCACGAAUGUUCUUCCAACAGAGAUGGCUCUGUUAUUUGUAGUUGUCCUAAAGGCUACAUUUUGGAGGACAGAGAUUGUUAUUUACACGAUCCUUGUGUUACCAACAACGGAGGUUGUUCGCAUAUAUGCGUUAAUGCGAAUAACGAAGUCAGAUGUGAAUGUCCUGCAAAUUACGAGCUGAUAAACAGAACAACCUGUUCUAAAAUUAAUAUGUGUACCAUAAAUAACGGUAAUUGUUCGCAUUUUUGCGAAUUUGUUGAAGAUAAAGUCAACUGUAUGUGCCCCGAAUUGUACAGUCUACAAAACAGUACGCAUUGUAUCGAAAUUAAUCCUUGUUUCAAGGAUAAUGGAGGUUGCAGCCAUAUUUGCACCUUCGAAAACCAUUUACAGACUUGUGCAUGUCCUGAAACGCAUAAAUUGCAUAACAUUACUCAUUGUUUUGAAAGAAAUCCUUGCUUAGAGGAUAAUGGGGGUUGUUCGGAUUAUUGUAAUUUCACUGACAGCAUUUUAUCCUGUUCCUGUCCGAAAAAUUAUUAUCUUGAAGGGAAAACUUGCUACAAAAUCGAUCACUGUCUAAACCACAAUGGUGGGUGUUCGCAUAUAUGUUCGACAGAUCAGGAGAACAACGUUAAAUGUCAAUGUCCCGAUAAAUUUUACUUGAAGGACUCGAAAUCCUGCGAACCUGAAGAUCCUUGCUUGUUAAACAACGGUAACUGUUCACAUAUUUGCAAUUCUAAAAGUGAAUUAAGCCUAUGUUCCUGUCCUGAUGGUUAUAAAUUGAAGAACGCCACGCAUUGCGAACAAUCUCAUUCUUGUUCUGUAAAUAAUGGAGGAUGUUCUGAUAUAUGCGAAAGUAUUUCAGGGACAGUUAAAUGUUCUUGUCCCGUCAAUUAUGAAUUAGUGGAUUCUAAAAAUUGUGAUAUUGUCGAUCCAUGUCUAGAAAUGAACGGUGGCUGCUCACAUUUUUGCGAAUAUCUAGAUGAAGAGGUAAUAUGUUCCUGUCCUGAUCAUUAUAACCUCAUAAACGAAACAACUUGUGUCAAAGUCAGCGCUUGCUUAGUCAACAAUGGAGGUUGUUCCCAUGAAUGUUCUACUGAUGAGAGAAACAACGCUUUGUGUUCUUGUCCGAAAGGAUAUGAACUAACGGAAAAAUCUUGUGUACCGAUAAAUCUUUGCAAUCACAAAAACGGCGGUUGUUCGCAUAUAUGCAGCAGCAUCGAAGGACACAUAGUUUGCAGAUGUCCUCCAGGACACGAAUUAAUUAAAAAAACCUGCUUUAAAACGAAUCCUUGUGCCACUGACAAUGGCGGUUGCUCCCACGGUUGCAGUAAUCACAAAGGCGAAGUAAAAUGUUCCUGUCCACCGGGAUACAAACUAUUCGGAAAAACCUGCAUGGAUGAAGAUCCUUGUACAAAAAAUAAUGGCGGUUGUUCUCACUUCUGUCACAACAAAGAAGGCAAACGACACUGUUCCUGUCCAGCAGGAUAUCUUUUGAGGCCCAAUAAACGGAUGUGCAAGGAGAUCAACGAGUGUAGAGUGGACAGAGGUGGAUGUUCUCAUGGUUGCAAGAACUUACCUGGUUCUUUCCAGUGUACUUGUCCGCAGGGCCUGCGGUUGGACGAUGCGAAGAAUAAGACUUGCAUGGAUGUGGACGAAUGUCUGAAUGAUAACGGUGGAUGCGAGAUGAUUUGUAGAAAUUUCAAGGGUGGAUUUAAAUGCGAUUGUCCUGAAGGGUAUAUCUUGCAGAGAGACAAACGUUCAUGUAGAAUGGCCAAAGUAGCGCUUUGUAGAAUACCUGCAGCUCCUAAGAAUGGUGUAAUAAGAUGUUUUGAUGAAAAUUCAGAAACUGGAUCGUUCGUACCGGCUGGAACAAAAUGCAACCUUUGGUGUAACGAAGGAUACAAGCUUAUGGGGGAUUCCCAGAGAAUAUGCAGCGAUUCGGGAAAUUGGGGAGGCAAGGAACCACAAUGUCUGGUUGCUACCUGUCCCAAAUUGCCUUCGAUCCAAAAUGGCUGGUAUUUGCCAGGAGUUUGCAAUUCUGGCAGGACUUACAUCGGUGAGUCCUGCAGCGUAUACUGCAGGAAAGGUUUUAUGAUACGACACGAUAUAGAAAGAUUUGUUUGUGAUCCAAAUAUGAACUGGAUGCCUUUAGUUAGGCCUGAACUAUUGUACAAUGCAUGUACUAGAAUGCCAGAUAAUGUGCAUAUAAACUGCCCAGAAAAAGGUCAAAUUGAAUUCAUAUUACCAAAAGGACAGAGGUAUAUGUUCACCAAAAUUCCCAGACCCGAAACUAACGUCGAUUGGAGUUUCGUAACGUCUCAGCCAUCUUGGGGAAUACGAUUGGAAACCACGUUGCCGGCUGGAAGAACUGAAGUCCGUUUCAUGGCUUCUUCGCCCACCGAUUUUAACAGUACCUCUUCUUGUCUUUUGGUUAUUAACGUAUUGGACAAGGAGGCUCCGUAUAUGUCGGGAUGUCCUAGAAACAUCGAAAGGAAGCUAGCAAUAGGCGAAUCCACUCAAAUUGUUUAUUGGAAGGAACCCGAUUUCUUUGAUAAUGUUGGUGUUGUAAACGUUUAUAAAACCAGAGAACCUGGAAGUGAGUUUGGGUCAGGAUUACAUCACAUUACUUACGUAGCUAGUGAUGAAGCUGGCAACAGGGCUUUCUGCCAUUUCAGCAUAGAUAUAAGAGACGAUUUGGACAAUAAUGAGCAAUCCAAUUCAAUUGAACAAUACAGUUCAGCUACCUAUACAAGUCACAGAACUGCAGGAAAGUAUAGAGCUGUACUAAUUUGCCCCAGUGGAGUGCAAUUUACAGCAGAUAGAUAUAAUAACAUAAUAACGAGUCAAGCAGGCUGUUACUGGAGACACGUUAAAGUGACGAAACCGAUAGAACCGCAAAAUUUCUUAGUACCCAAAGUGUAUACGCAAAGCAGGCUACCACCCAACGUAAGAAGUAACCGAAGAGUGUUCUUCAAAUGGAAUCGAUGA
This is a messenger RNA of Psylliodes chrysocephalus, 6767 nucleotides long. NCBI's taxonomy places the organism in Eukaryota, Metazoa, Arthropoda, Insecta, Coleoptera, Chrysomelidae. The record is from the annotation of a GenBank genome assembly.